UUCACGAGCCUUGCAGUCAGCACUGACAGUUUUGUUUUACAUUUGUUUACUUACUGAACUUAAUAUACACGUGUGCCUUGUAGUUUAGCCAGUUUGGUUAUUUAUUGAUUUAUAUGUAUGUAUUUAAAAAAUAAUUUGGAACAAUCACACGUGUAUGUAACUAUCUAGCGCUGGCACAGAGUGGCUGCAGCAGUUAGGUGUCAGGAGGAGGAUGUCUGGAGGAACACGACUAGAAAACGCAAAUCCUUUAAUUUUUCAGCGAUCUGGAGAAAGACUCCUGACUGCGAGUGAAGAGGACGAAGAUGUGGCUGAUCCCAUUGAUGAUAGAGAAAUUUUCGAUAUCAUUAGGUCCAUCAAUGAUCCUGAGCACCCACUGUCCCUGGAGGAGUUAAAUGUUGUGGAGCAAGUGCGUGUGAAAGUGAAUGAUCAGGAGAGCAUAGUCUCUGUGGAGUUCACACCAACCAUCCCUCACUGUAGCAUGGCUACUCUCAUAGGGCUCUCUAUCAAAGUCAAGCUACUGCGCUCACUGCCUGACAGGUUUAAGAUUGAUGUCCACAUCACGCCAGGAACACAUGCUUCAGAAGAUGCAGUUAAUAAGCAGCUAGCAGAUAAGGAGAGAGUGGCUGCAGCUUUGGAGAACGCUCAUCUGUUGGAGGUUGUCAACCAAUGCCUUUCCACAAGACCUGCAUGACACAAUUAGUGUUUAGUUGUUAUUCUUUGGAUGAAACUCAGUCACACACUUCUCUCAACUCACACACUUGCUAGGUUGAACAUGCUUGAUAACAUUCUUUCUUAUGUUCGUUAAGAGAUUUUUGGUCCUGUGCACAGUUGAAAUGCAAUGCAAAGGAAAAGAAAAUGUUUUAAUAUGUUUGUAAUUAUGUAAGUGCAAGCAACUUCUAAAAGAUGAACAAAAUGUAAUGACAGACAUGAUCUGGAAUUCAUUCAGAUGAUUUCAUAUUAAAGUUUUUUCCUUUCUUUUUUU
This is a messenger RNA of Ictalurus furcatus (blue catfish), 982 nucleotides long. RefSeq names its product cytosolic iron-sulfur assembly component 2B (gene ciao2b). The record is from RefSeq and is a predicted model, not a curated record. Gene Ontology annotation, biological process: iron-sulfur cluster assembly. Gene Ontology annotation, cellular component: cytosolic [4Fe-4S] assembly targeting complex. Bases 212 to 691 code for a protein of 159 amino acids. The transcript is spliced from 5 exons. Lineage: Eukaryota; Metazoa; Chordata; Actinopteri; Siluriformes; Ictaluridae.